Aspergillus niger is the source of this 420-nucleotide messenger RNA. RefSeq lists its product as hypothetical. The transcript has 5 exons. Lineage: Eukaryota; Fungi; Ascomycota; Eurotiomycetes; Eurotiales; Aspergillaceae. The record is from RefSeq and is a predicted model, not a curated record. The coding region runs from base 1 to 420 and encodes 139 amino acids.
AUGGCGCUAGUGCGACUAGUGUCAUCUAAGCGAGAAAUCAUUCGAGGGAAGCGAGAUCUUCCAUUUUGGGUUAGUGUAUUGGUGCCCUCUCUAAAGAGUGGAAGCUGGAACACACUGUAUGUCCCAGCUCACCAUACUGUGGGUGUCAAGCUGGCUAUGUCUUCACUAGCAGUCAUACUAGUACACUGGGCUGCAGAGACGGGGAGUAAUCAUGCAAUUGCGGGAAGUCACAAGACGACAGACUUUCUGGACAUAUCGGAAUUUUGGAAAAGAUCAUCCAUUGCCCCUCCGAGGCGAGUCAAUGAUGCUAUGAGGCCUGCCUUGUUUUUGUACCUCAUGCGCACUUCGGUCGGUCAUACUCCGAGUGGCUGCUAUCGUGACGCACCCUCGGCUGAAUGGUUAUUGGCACUGCCAGUUUGA